Messenger RNA from Eupeodes corollae, 2015 nucleotides. RefSeq names its product homeobox protein 6-like. The coding region runs from base 671 to 1822 and encodes 383 amino acids. NCBI's taxonomy places the organism in Eukaryota, Metazoa, Arthropoda, Insecta, Diptera, Syrphidae. The transcript is spliced from 3 exons. Gene Ontology annotation, molecular function: DNA binding. The record is from RefSeq and is a predicted model, not a curated record. Gene Ontology annotation, cellular component: transcription regulator complex; nucleus. Gene Ontology annotation, biological process: regulation of transcription by RNA polymerase II.
GUCGUUGUCGUUGUUGUCGUCGUCGUCGUCGUGGUCUUUGGUUAGAGUAGAUGUCGACUGCUCUGCUGCUUCUAGUGCUGCUGCUGGUGUAUCGCCGCUUUCUAUCUCUUUUAUCGAUUUAUUCAAAGCAACCGUGAGAUUCACUGCGACCGACCGUCGUUGUCGUCAUCGUCAUCGUCGUCGUUCCUCUUUGCGAGCGGGUAACGUCGUAGUCGUUGUAAGUCGUUCAUCGUCGUCGUCGUCGUUUUGGUUGUCGUUGUCGUCGUCGUGAAGAGUGGAGUGGAGGUGUUGGCUUUGUUUUUGAAGAAGAGUGACGGGCAGCGGUUCUUCAUACCGCUGGCGGUAGAAACAAGUUUACUAUACAGACGUGUUGUUGUUGUUGUUAUUUCAUCAAUACGCGCGGCGGCAGUCACAACACUUGCAUUCGCAUCAGUCGCAACAGCACAGUGGCAGCGGAAUAACAGUUUAUUCUCCUCCGUAAACAUUACACACAACGCUCUUGCUCUUAUCUCAUUUUCAAAAACCUCUAUCUCAAGAGUCGUCUUAAAUUUGCAAGUGAUUCUAUAUCAAAUCAAGAGCUAGCUUCAGCUUAGCUAGGUCUAAACUUACUAGAAAUCACACUUGUAGCACAAACCAGAGCAGGCCCAGGCUCAGGACAGGCACAGGCACAAUGGUUGAUAUAACAACCCAAUUCAUAGAUGUGGUCAAGCAAUAUGAUAUUGUUUACAACCCCCGAAAUCCCAAUUACAAGAACUUCCUGGAGAAACUUAGAGCUUGGGGACAGAUAGCAGAUGAGUUGGGAAUAACAGUUGAUGCAGCCAAACGAAAAUGGAAAAAUCUCCGAGACAGCUACACAAAAUAUCUACGAUCGUUUCGAAUAGGAACAAAAACUUCAAAGAAAUAUCAAUUCUGGGCACAUGCAGAUCAUAUGGAAUUUUUAAAACCACACCAAGGCCCAGGAAGGCCACAAAAACAAGAAGACAACGAUGAAAAUGACUCAGAUAUAGGUUUUCAAGUAUUAAAAAAAUUCACCAUAGCCGAUGAUAGUGUGAUAGCACCACCACCUCCGCCACCCUUGCAAAUUCCACAAAUCAUAGCACCGGUAACAACAACAACAACCACCAUAGCAGCAGUAUCUGCCCCUGCCAAAGUACACAUACAACCCUCUUUCAUUUUGGCCAAAAACAUUUCCAAUGGUUAUAUAACACAAAUUCCUACAACUCCCUUGGAUUUGGCCUGCAACUCGACGACACCAACAUUGACGUCCCCCAUAGUUGCGAAAAUACGCGCAAUAAAUACACCAGCCCCAUUUUUCACCAACAAUUUACCAGCCCCCGAAAUAUCUUCCGUUCCGCCGCCGAAAAUUCGCAAAAUUGCCCCACAAAAUACAAGUAAUGUUGAAAAUUUUGAUGUUAACUCGAUAUUGCGAGCGAAUCGCGAAAUGGACUCAACUUGCUUGUUCUUUUUGAGCCUGGCCAAGUCGGUAAGAACAAUGCCAAAACGGUACCAGGCUAUGGUGAAAAUGCGUUGCAUGCAAAUCAUAAACGAUGCUGAAGUCGAAAUUGAAUCGAAUUUUGAAUGCGACGAAUCUGGAGGUUUUGUUGCGAAACAACAAAGUGGCAACUGCCGAUCCAAGAGCACAGAUAAUAUCGAUAAUACAAACAACGAUAGUAAUUCACAAGCUGCGUCUGGUGGUCAACCAUCAAAUAAUGUAAAUGAAAAUUCAGAGCAUUUUAUGUAUGUGAUGUCGCCAUCACGUGUAGAAACUAUGAUCGAUGUCUCGUCUGAGGAUGAAACUACCAACGGAACCAAUAACAAUUAGAUUACAAAAAUAAAAUAAAAGACCUUUAAUGUGUCAUAUUUAUUUAUGAAAGAUAAGAAAGAUUAAUGCUAUACAAAAAACUCAGGAUGUAGCCAAAAUGAGCUGAUACGAAUCUGAUGUAAAAUAUUUAAAAUUAAGUUAAAAUAUAGUAGCAUAAUUUAAAUGUUGUAAAUACAGUUUUAGUUAAAUUUAA